Entamoeba invadens IP1 is the source of this 1362-nucleotide messenger RNA. RefSeq lists its product as hypothetical. Bases 1 to 1362 code for a protein of 453 amino acids. The transcript has a single exon. Lineage: Eukaryota; Evosea; Mastigamoebida; Endamoebidae. The record is from RefSeq and is a predicted model, not a curated record.
AUGUCGUCUCUUGACACAACACUAAAAGAUUUUGUAUACCCGUAUAAGUACGAGGUUGAUAAGACGAGCAAGUAUAUAUGCAAAGAAAUGCCUGAAGCACCUUUCGAACAGAUUUGGGAGAAGUUAAAAGGUGCUGCUGUGAUGACAUUAAGUAAGUACGAUCCCUCACAUAUGGACGAGUACAAAAAGAUGUUACUCAAAGGAGAUUCUUUGUUCAACCCACAGUUCAAACAAAUCGUCAGAGACUUCUUUGCGGGAUGUUUUGAUCAAGGGUCUCCAAUGUUCCAGACGAUCUUUAGAAACAUGGUGGGCAAAGUCAUGUGUUACAUGCGCUUUAGUACGGAACAAACUCUAUAUCGCGAAGAACUCGACAAAGUGAAGUUAGACCGACCACUUUUCAUCACAUCAAUGCCACGAAGUGGGUCGACCUUCCUUCACAACUUAAUUGCGAAUGAUCCACGAGCAAAUGCUAUUCACUUCUUCGAACACGUAUCACCAGGAAGUCACACAAUGGAUCACGACGCUCGAGUCAAAGUGUUACAAGACAUGUUAAAUGCGUUCCAUGACAAUUCAACGAUUGAUAUGAAUACCGUGCAUAACAUGGACUCUCCUAUGAAUUAUGAGGAAGAGUUGUUCUUCAUGGAGUUGCUUGGACAAUGCUUUGUGAUGUCAUCUUCAUUGCCAAGAUUAGAACAAUACAGGGAACAUAUAUUCAACAUUGAUUAUCACUACGUCUAUGAGGCUUUAAUAGACGAAAUUAAAAUGCAUAUCGUCGAAUAUCCAAUGCAAAGAUCAGAUGGAUUCAUGUGUCUAAAGGCAGUCUGCCACUUCGCUUCUAUGGCACCAAUGCUCGACGUUUUGGGAGAUGAAAAGUACAACGCCAAUUUCGUCUGGAUCCACAGAGAACCACUGGAACAAAUCAAGUCACUGAUCCCAUUGUUACUUGGCGCUCAAGGAAGAUUCGAACACGAUUUAGGAAGAAAUGAUAUCGAGUGGAUUAACAAAUAUGUCCUCAAGAUCAACGAAAUUAUAUUACGAAACAUCAUAGCAACACGAGACGAGUGGAUUAAGAAAGACCCAAAGAGAGCAGAUCGUAUCAUCGACGUUGGCUUCGUCGACUUGGUUUCGCACCCCAAAGAAACAGUGGAGAAAAUCUAUAAGAAAUUUGGAAUCGACUACACGGAGGAAGUCGACAAGAUCCUUGAUAUCACUAUCAAUGAAAAAGAUCCACAGAGAAAACACGGAAGAAAGCAACACGACCAGAACUUAUACCUUUUCAAAGACGAUGAUGUCAGAGAACAGUUCAAGUUCUAUUACGAGAGAUUCGGUGCAUACCUUCCAAAGUAUUAUGAGCAGAAGUAA